Molecule: messenger RNA, 1600 nt
Organism: Drosophila ananassae
Lineage: Eukaryota; Metazoa; Arthropoda; Insecta; Diptera; Drosophilidae
Gene: CstF50
Product: cleavage stimulation factor subunit 1
Exons: 4
Coding region: 232-1506 (424 amino acids)
Biological process (GO): mRNA 3'-end processing
Cellular component (GO): mRNA cleavage stimulating factor complex
Molecular function (GO): RNA binding; protein binding
Source: RefSeq, a predicted model, not a curated record
UUCCAUUUUAUCGUCGAUAAGUCGAUGCUGGGUUAGCCAACACACAGAAACUGCGGCAACCAUCCAAAACCAUCAACUAGACUGAAAACUUUUUAUUAAAACUACAAAAAUCAGGUCAUAAAAGCCACUAGAAGAAACCUUCGAGUUAAGAAGCUCAUUCCAGACGCCUGAGAAAUCAUUUUUGGCCAGCAAGGAAUCGAAAAAGUGGCCGCCAAUUAAUAUAUAACCAAGAUGCGCGACGAGAUAUUGGACCCCAGCAACCUGGUGAAGAACCGGGAGAUCCUCUACCGCCUGAUGAUCAGCCAACUGAUGUACGAUGGCUUGGAAAAGUUUGCCAUGGAACUGUCCAUGUUGGUCAAGGCGGAUCAGUGUGCGCCAAGCGAGCGGCUACUGCACGUGAUGAUCGCUGGAAUGCAGACCCUCGGCGAUAAGGACAAAACACAAGCCGAUGAUGUUCUCCCUGGAAUCGAUCUUGAGUUCGAGCCAGAAGCGUCGGCCUUGGCCCCAGAACCGCAUUCCUACGAAACCGCCUACGUGACAUCGCACAAGCAGGCUUGUCGGGCAGGAGCUUUCAGCUUCGAUGGUUCGCUGGUGGCCACCGGCAGUGUGGAUGCCAGUAUCAAGAUUCUUGACGUGGAACGAAUGUUGGCCAAAUCUGCGCCCGAGGACAUUGAACCAGGACGCGAGCAGCAGGGACACCCAGUUAUCCGAACUCUGUACGAUCACACCGAUGAGGUGUCCUACUUGGAAUUCCAUCCCAAGGAGCACAUCCUCGCCUCAGCCUCGCGGGACGGAACUGUGAAGCUUUUCGACAUUGCCAAGCCAUCUGUUAAGAAGGCCCACAAGGUGUUUACCGAUUGCGAGCCAGUUUUGUGUCUGUCCUUCCAUCCCACUGGUGACUACGUGGCCAUUGGCACGGAACACAAUGUUCUCCGGGUGUAUGACGUCCAUACUGCCCAGUGCUUCGUGAGCGCCAUUCCGUCGCAGCAGCACAAGGCCGGCGUCACGUGCGUGAAGUAUUCCCCAACAGCCAAGCUGUACGCCACGGGAAGCUACGAUGGAGACAUCAAGGUGUGGGACGGUGUCAGCGGCAGGUGCAUAAAUACUAUUGCUGAAGCCCAUGGGGGAGCGGCCAUUUGUUCCCUGGAGUUUACUCGAAAUGGAAAGUACCUUCUCUCUUCGGGUAUGGACUCGCUGGUCUACUUGUGGGAACUAUGUACCAGUCGACCCAUUCAGACGUAUACUGGAGCCGGAACAACGGGGAAGCAGGAGCACCACACGGAAGCUGUGUUUAAUCACACGGAGGACUAUGUUCUCUUCCCUGAUGAGGCGACCACGUCCCUGUGCUCGUGGAACUCGCGCAACGGCUGCCGGUUGACGCUGAACUCCCUGGGCCACAACGGGCCAGUUCGGUACAUCACCCACUCGCCGAACGCCCCAGCUUUUCUCACCUGCUCAGAUGACUUUCGCGCCCGGUUUUGGUAUCGUCGUGCCAAUAACCAGUAACCUUAAGAUUAGCCAGCUUAAGAUAUUACCAUUUUUAAGAGAAAACUUCUUAAAGUUAUUAUUAAAAACGAAAGAUCUGUGUAUUUCACUAAAA